Messenger RNA from Heterocephalus glaber (naked mole-rat), 5781 nucleotides. Lineage: Eukaryota; Metazoa; Chordata; Mammalia; Rodentia; Bathyergidae. The record is from RefSeq and is a predicted model, not a curated record.
CUCACCCUCCCGGAUGCAUUAGGGCAGCUGCAUAGAUGUGCUCUCCCAGGGGCCACAAGGAUUCUGGUGAUGGUGAUUUGGUGGGAACCGAGGGCGCAGACCCCAGGGGAAAAGGUAAGUGAGCUGAAAGGAUCAGGGCCACCAAAUCUUGCUAAGUCAUAGCCAUUCUCUGCCGUUUCCCUCUUCCUUUCCCCUCUUCCAAUCCCCCUUCUUCCAGAGUGGCUGACCCCAGAGAACAAGCUCUUAGAAAUCCCACUCAUUGGCACUUAGGAGCAGACCCUGGCACCAGCCCAGAAGUCAGGAAGGGACACAGAGGAGGCGAGGAGUCUCAGGGUCAAGGUCAGAUGUGGGUUGCAGGGUGGGGGCCAGGGAGCAGGAAUCAGAGUCAGGCAUCAGGUUAGGAACAGUAAUACUGGUGUUCCUUAAGCAUUUACUAUGAUCCAGGGCUCCUUCUGACUGUUUUAUGUACCUCCCCUCAUUCAGUCCUCACAAUGAGCCCAUGAGAGUAGGUGCUCCAAUCACCUCAUCUUUACAGAUGAGGAAAUCAAGGGUCAGAGAGGCAAGUAAUUUGCUCAGUGACAAAACCAGUGGGUAGCAGAGCUGGGGCCUGAAACCCAGGCCCAUUGGUGCUUGAGUGUUCUUACCUGCUGUGCCGUCCUGCCCUGAUGUCCCCACCCCCAGAGACCUCGCAAUAUGCCUAGACAUGAUCAAAGCAGGCAACAAAAAGCCAGAAUGUUCGGGUAGAGGAGGCAGAGCUAGGCUGGGUGGGGUCUGGCGAUCAGGGACACGUGCUUGCUCUGGGAGCUUGGUGGCCUACGGACUUCCUGAGGCUGACAAACUGGGGUGGGGACUCCCAAGCCCCAGGGAGCAGGGAUCUGUCCCCAACCCCCACCUGGGCCUCAUGCUGCCUGGGGAGGUGGCCUGGAUACCCAGCCACUGCCUCCCACCUGCUGCAUGGCAGGCCACUGGCUUCUAGGGGAGGAGCCUGAGACAGCAGGGGCCCAGCAGCCACCACUUGUCAUCUGUCACUGUCUACCCCUCAGGCUGGACUCCGUCUAACUGGUGGUGGCAAUGUUGGGUCUAUCUUACCAGCACCUGCCCCGGCCAAGGUCCAGGUCUUGGCUUUGCCCAAUCUUUCCAUCUGGCAUCCUCAGAGAGCAUAUUGGCUAGGACACUCAGCUCAAGGACCUAACAAAAGACUGUGUGGUCGAGAGAGGCUGUGUGGGGUCCAGACUUGGGGAGCCUCAGAGUCCUCAUAGUGGGGACUCCUGGGGUUGCUGCAAGGCUCAGAAGCAGCAGGUGAAGCCCCUGCCUGGGCAGAGCUAAUUCAGAGGCACUAUUCUCAUCCCAUCCCACCCUGAGCUCCUUGCUUCCUGCUCUGCUGUGCUCUGGGUCUUGAUUUAUGGGGUUUGAAGGCCCAGCAGGCUCGCUGGAGAAAGCCCAUGAUACUGUGGCAAAGGAAAUUUGCCCCUUCUUUCCUUUCCAGCCUAGUUCAGCCUCUUAUGGUGUCUGCUUUGGACAAUGACAACAGCAGCCAGUAGACUUUCUUGGCUUCUAGGCUUACUUUCUUAUACUUGUGCGCGUGUGCACAGGCACACGUGCGCACACACACACACCCACACACAUGCACGGCCAAGAAAUCAUGUUCAAGGUUGCUUACUGCAGCGCAGCUCAUAGUCUUAUGCCAGGGAACGCUUGAUGUCUGCUCAACAGUCACAAAGAGUGACCUGGAAUUAAGUGUCAGGUCACAGGGACAGCCACACUCUAUUGUGAAAUGAAGAGCGUGCAGAGAGAGGGAGAGGAUCAGUCCAUAACUGGUGUGGAUGUGCAUAUCCCCAGGGGUCCCAAGAAGGGGCUGCCAGUUGCCCAGCUCAUCCCAUAGGUCUGAUUCAUUCAGGGGCUCUGACUCCUGCUGUUCCCAAACCCCCAGCAUCCUCCACCUCCUCAGCUCUGGGGUUGUGUUCUGUCACUAGCACACAUGUCCCUGGGAACCUGGGGUCUGUCCUUCCUCCUCAGUUGGCCCCACCUGCCUGGUGGAGCAGGAACCUUGGGAGGCCACAGUCUGCAGACAGCAGCCCUGACCUCUCCCCACAGCUGGGGCUGGGCUCUCUCAGGGCCACACUGUGCGUCACAGCCUUGAGAGCAUGUGGACACUGUGCCCCAGAUUCUCCCUGUGGUCCUGCCCCCCAAACCUGUGCCCUUCUCUUGAGGCUGGCACAUCUGCCAUGGGCACCGACUGCAGUGCCACUCUACCUGACCCUGAGUGCCCACCGUCACCCACUGACACUGCCACCGCCAGGACCUCAAUCCUGAACCUCCCCAGGCGAGACUCAGACAAUGGGAUCCCUCAAGAGGACUGCGCCCUCCCCUGCAUACUGCAAGCUCAUUUAUAGCAUCCUGCAUGGUCUCGCAGCUGUGGUGUCAGAGGAGCCUCCUUGGAUGGAGAGCAUGAUGCCAAACACCUGCAGCAGGGAGAGGCCUUGUGGGGGAUGCUUCAGGCCGGUACCUUCCAGAGAGACCCCUGGAGCCUGUGAUGUAGCUCCCCAUGUCCAUCACAGACUUCAGUGACACUGCAGCUGACUCCUGUGCCCUGGCUCCUAACCGUUCUUGGGAGAGUCCUAGUGCCAAGCUCUGAGGUCAAAGUAGAUCCCCUGCUCUGCUCUGAUAGAGAGGUGUCGGUAUUGCAUCCCAGCAAUGAGGACACGGGCCUAAGUGACUACUCGUGGCAUCCUGCUAGGACAGAAGGAGGUUUGGCCUCUUCUGGAGUCAGUGGUCAGAUGGGAAGGAUCGUCUCCAUCCGCUCCACUCCACUGAUCAGCCAUGUGACCUCCCAAUAGUCCCUUCCUUCAGUCCAGUGGGCCUGGAACUCCUGCUACAGGGUUGCUUGGUGAGGCCAGAGUGUGUGGAGACGCGGCUCGCUGUUCCUUGGGAAAGGUGCCUGCACCCCAAGUAUCCUGAGGAGCUUCUGCUGCCCUGCCCAGGGCCCAGCCCCAAGCACUGAUGAGUCAGUGUGAUCUCAGGUCUGUCUUCCUUAAGAGCAGGGACUGUGUCUGGGUGUUGGCAUUGUGUCUCCAGGGCCCAGCCUGUUGCCUGGCACUAGAUGGAGAACGGGACGCUGAAAGAAUUAAACUUCUCCCAGCUCACGUGGCUAGAGAAAGGCCCAAGAAUGUCCUUGUCCCAGGCAGCAGGGAACCAGACCUCUUCAGGGGGUGCAGAUGACUACAGCAGCUGGUACAUUGAUGAGCCCCAGGGGAACAAGGAGCUCCAGCCAGAGGGGGAGGUGCCCUCCUGCCAGCCCAGUGUGCCGCCUGCCCUGUGCCAUGCCUGUCUGGCUGUGCUGUCGAUGCUUGUCCUGUUGCUGCUGGCCUGGCUGGUGUUGCACCGCCGUCUCAGGCCAGGCUGUCGGCGAGGAAGGCCUAGUCUGCCCAGCCCUGUGGAUUUCCUGGCUGGGCACAGACCCUCGCCCGUGCCUGCUGCUGUCUUCAUGGUCCUCUUCAGUGCCUUGUGCCUUCUGCUCCCCAGUGAGGACCCACUGCCCUUCCUGGCCCUGGCCUCCACGCCUGGCCCAGGGCCCUGGAAGAUGCUGGCCCUGCUCUACUACCCUGCUCUGUACUACCCUUUGGCCGCCUGUGCCACAGCCAGGCAUGGAGUCGCACACCUGCUUGGGAGUGUGCUGUCCUGGGCCCACUUGGGCGUCCACAUCUGGCAGAGGGCUGAGUGUCCCCAGGCACCCAAGAUCUACAAGUACUACUCUCUCCUGGCCUCCCUGCCUCUCCUGCUGGGCCUUGGCUUCCUGAGCCUCUGGUACCCAGUGCAGCUAGUGCGGAGCUUCAGCUGCGGAACAGGGACAGACUCUGAGGGGCUGUGGAGCCGUGACUCCAAGGAAUACCUGAGGAGCCUCCUGUGCCGGAAGCAGCCAGGAGGCCGCUCCUACCACACUAAGCAAGACUUCCUGUCCCGGGCCUGGGACUACUCUCGAAGAUACAUCUAUAUCCCGCAGCCAGGAUUUCGCCUGCCCUUGAAGCUGGUGAUCUCAGCCACCCUGACGGGGACCGCCACUUAUCAGGUGGCUCUGCUGCUGCUGGCAAGCGUGGUGCCCACCCUGCAGAAGGUGCGGGCAGGCCUCACCACAGACGUAUCCUACCUGCUGGCUGGCUUUGGGCUGGUGCUGUCCAAGGACCGGCAGGAGGUGGUAGAGCUGGUGAGGCACCAUCUAUGGGCACUGGAAGUGUGUUACGCCUCCGCCCUGGCCCUGUCCUGCUUGCUCACCAUCCUGUUCCUGGUCCGCUCGCUGGCCACGCACAGGGCCAAUCUUCAAGCUCUGCACCGUGGGGCCACCCUGGACCUGGGUCCCCCAGUACGGAGCACUCGCCCGUCCCGAAGAGUCAUAUUCUGCUGGAUGAGCUUCUGUGCCUACCAGGCCGCCUUCACCUGCCUUGGGCUCCUGGUACAGCAGCUUGUCUUCUUCUUGGGGACCACAGUCCUUACCUUCCUGGUGUUCAUGCCUGUGCUGCACAGCAGGAACCUCCUGCUCCUUCGGUUCCUGGAGUCCUCCUGGCCCUUCUGGCUGACCUUGGUCCUGGCUGGGACCCUGCAGAACGCAGCAGCCCGUUGGGUUUUCCUGGACAGUCAGAAUGGACGCCCUGAGGUGACCAACAGGCGAGUGCUCUAUGCGGUCACCUUUCUUCUCUUCCCCAUCAACGUGCUGGUGGGUGCCAUGGUGGCCACCUGGAGAGUGCUGCUCUCUGCCAUCUACAACAUUGUCCACCUCGGCCAGAUGGACCUCAGCUUGCUGCCCCCAAGAGCUGCCAGUCUGGACCCUGGCUACCGCACAUACCGAAACUUCCUGAAGCUGGAGGCCAGUGAGUCGCAUCCAGCCAUGACAGCCUUCUGUGCCCUGCUCCUGGAAGUGCAGAGACCCCGGGCCCGGGCCCAGUCCCCAGCAGCUGCCCAGAACUGCCUCAGACUGGGGCAGGAAGAAGAAGGGAUGCAGUUGCUACAGACAAAGGACCCUGUGGCCAAGGCAGCAGGGCUCCGUGCAGGCCGCAGCUGGGCCCGCUGGGGUGUGGCCUACACACUGCUGCAUAACCCUCCCCUGAAGGCCGCUCGGAAGGCAGCCCUGGCUGGGGCCCGGGCCAAUGGCACCCAGGCCUGAGGCCCACCUGACCCUGCACCUCCCCAGCUCUCCUGCUCCACCCCAGGUGGGCAGCCCCUCUGUUUGAGCAACUGGGCCAGCAUAUCCUGGCCUGGGGAUCAUGGGUCUUGAGACCAGCUAGGGACUGGGUUGGCUAAGGUCAGAUGGCCUAGGAGCACCAACCUGGGCUUGGAGGCAGUGUCUGGUGCUCAGUUUUGGUCCAGGACCCAGUGGAGCAAGGGGGCCACAUGCCUGUCUCCCCUGCCUGGCUGGGCCACCAGCCUUGCAGGAACCCCUGAGGCCCCCUGACAGGGCCAGUGAUCAGGGUCAGGACAGCUCAGGCCCUAAACCUCCAGCCUGACUCAGCCUGGGCCUCCCCCUUCUGCUUCCCCACCCCAGCCUAGCCCUCCCCUCUUGUCCUGGGUGGCUGGUAGCUCUUCUCCUUGGGUCCCCAAGGCAGCCCAGAAGGAAGACCCGGGCUCCAGCUCCAGCAGCAAAUCACAACUUGAACCAGGCUCGGAGCUGACUGGCCCCUCCCGAGAGCCAGGCAUUUGUAGUUUCUUUGCCUUAUGGGUGAUGAAAGGGCCGAGUGUGCUCCUGGUAAUAAAUCUGUCCCCCAGAAACUGUGCUGCUUAUGGGGAGGCAUG